AUGGGGCUUUUCAAGCGAACUCCUAACAGGGAGGCCACUGUGCUCGCACAAGAGGAGGCUCCUCAAUUCGAAAAAGUUGACUGGAUGAAGGAGCCCGGUCUGCGGAAGCUGUACUUUUACGCAUUCGUUCUUUGCGUUGCCUCUGCCACCACUGGUUACGAUGGCAUGUUCUUCAACUCCGUGCAGAACUUCGACUCCUGGAAGGAUUACUUCGGUGACCCGCACGGUUCUAUGCUCGGUCUCCUCGGUGCUCUGUACCAGAUUGGCUCUCUUUGCUCCAUCCCCAUUGUUCCCAUUAUCGCAGACAGAUGGGGCCGAAAGCCCCCAAUUGCAAUUGGAUGUGUGAUCAUGAUUGCCGGUGCUGCUAUGCAGGGUGCUUGCCAGAAUCUUGGAACUUUCAUGGGCGGCCGUGCUCUCCUAGGUUUCGGUAACUCCCUGGCUCAACUCUCUUCCCCCAUGCUUCUCACCGAGCUUUGCCACCCUCAACACCGUGGUCGUCUCACAGCCGUCUAUAACUGUCUCUGGAACGUUGGAGCGCUCAUCGUUUCUUGGCUCGCAUUCGGCACUGACUAUCUACACAAUGAGUGGUCUUGGAGAAUUCCUGCCCUCAUUCAGGCCUUCCCUUCAAUCAUCCAGAUCAUCUUCAUCUACUGGGUGCCUGAGUCGCCACGUUUCCUCAUGGCCAAGGACCGGCACGAGGAGGCUCUUGCCAUUCUUGCUAAGUACCACGCCAAUGGCAAUGUCAACCACCCCACCGUCCAGUUCGAGUACCGCGAGAUCAAGGAAACCAUCCGGCUGGAGAUCGAGAGCAAGGCGAAUAGCAGCUACAGCGACUUCUUCCGUACUAAGGGAAACCGUUACAGAUUUGCCGUUCUACUGUCACUUGGUAUCUUCUCCCAGUGGUCUGGAAAUGCCAUCAUUUCCAACUACUCCAGCAAGCUAUACGACACAGCUGGUGUCACAAACUCGACCAAGAAGCUCGGUCUAUCGGCUGGUCAGACUACUUUGGCUCUCUUCGUCUCCAUCUCCAUGGCUCUGCUCGUCGACAAAGUUGGACGUCGUCCACUCUUCCUGGCGGCUACGGGAGGCAUGUUUGGAACGUUCAUCUUCUGGACUCUGACCUGCGGUCUCUACGAGGAGCACGAUGCGCCGGGCGCUAGCAACGCUAUGAUCUUCUUCAUUUGGCUCUUUGGUGUUUUCUACUCUCUGGCCUGGUCUGGUCUUCUGGUCGCCUACUCUAUUGAGAUCCUGCCUUACAAACUGCGCGCCAAGGGUCUGAUGAUCAUGAACAUUUCCGUUCAGUGCGCUCUCACUCUCAACACCUACGCCAACCCUGUUGCAUUCGACUACUUCGAGAACCACACCUGGAAGUUCUACCUUAUCUACACCUGCUGGAUCUUCCUCGAACUUUGCUUCGUCUACUUCAUGUACGUCGAAACCCGGGGCCCAACCCUCGAGGAGUUGGCCAAGAUUAUCGAUGGCGAUCAAGCCGCUGUGGCUCAUCUCGACAUCCGCCAGGUCGAGAAGGAGGCUCAGAUCCACGAGGAGCACACCACUCUUGGCGAGAAGGUCUAA
Molecule: messenger RNA, 1575 nt
Organism: Phaeoacremonium minimum UCRPA7
Lineage: Eukaryota; Fungi; Ascomycota; Sordariomycetes; Togniniales; Togniniaceae
Product: putative hexose transporter protein
Exons: 4
Coding region: 1-1575 (524 amino acids)
Biological process (GO): transmembrane transport; carbohydrate transport
Cellular component (GO): membrane
Molecular function (GO): carbohydrate:proton symporter activity
Source: RefSeq, a predicted model, not a curated record